Strongylus vulgaris is the source of this 240-nucleotide messenger RNA. The record is from the annotation of a GenBank genome assembly. NCBI's taxonomy places the organism in Eukaryota, Metazoa, Nematoda, Chromadorea, Rhabditida, Strongylidae.
AUGGGUCUUCGCGAUCUAAUUAUUCGGACCGACUCUGCAAGAUUGGUAUUAUCUGCAGAAAAUUGGCUUCCGAUCUGGCAUCGCAAUGGCUGGCGAAAUUCCCUGCACAAACCCAUCGCAGAGGCAGAGUUGUGGAAGGAGAUUUGGUAUUUGAAGAAAAAGAUUAAGGUAUUUUGGGAACUUAUGGAUCCACCUGAUUACAACGAUAAAGAGGCCGCCAAACGAUUAUUUGCAAAAUGA